GGAGCUGCUGAGUGCCACCAUGUUCCAGGGCGCUGAGGCCGAGCCGGCCAAGCCUAGCUCCAGGGUAUUGAAACCCCCAGGGGGAGAUUCUAGUAAUCUCUUUGGGAGUACAGAAGAAGUGUCUUCUUCAAGCAGGCCACACCGGAUGGCAUCCAAUAUCUUUGGAGCAUCAGAAAAACCUCAGAACAUUCCAAAAAGAACAAACCCUCCAGGAGGAAAAGAAAGUGGCAUUUUUGAGGACUCCAGUUCUGCUCAGCCUCGUCCACGCUUGAAUCCACCUGGUGGGAAGACAAGCGACAUCUUUGGGUCUCCUGUCUCUCCUAGCAUUGUGCGAGCACACCCGAACAAGCCCAAGGAUCACAUUGUCUUAAAAGAAGAGGAAAUACCAAAGAAGCUAGAAGCUACAGAAAAUACCAAACCACACCUGGAAGACGGAGGCGAGAAAAAAGCUCUGGGCAAAGAGGAGCAAUGCAAGGAGCCAGAACCCAAGAUGGACAAUCAUGAGCCCCGACUAGGACCAAGGCCACGCUCACACAACAAAGUCCUCAAUCCACCAGGGGGGAAAUCCAGCAUUGCAUUCUAUUAGGGUCAUCAUGUCACUGUCCCUAAUGGAGAAGCUCUUGUCUGUGGCGGUGAGGUCAGUUAAUACACUAUUGCUUGUGAAUAGAUUCUUAGGCAGAUGAAUGAGGGUCAUGUUAGAGUACGUAGGAAGGAUAAUCUGGAGAUUUGGGAGGAAAGGCUGGGGAGGGAAUGGGUGCUUUGUGGGAGAUGUGAGUACUGGCCUGCCUGGGUGGGUGGCAGAGCCAGACAUUAGUGUAACUUUGUGAAAAAUUAGUGCUACUUAGUGGUGAGUUCCUCAGACUGUUAGGUAAGAACAUAACUAGCUAGCUUGUGCCUCAGGACGCUCUUGUAGAAUCAGGCUUCCGUAGAGUCAACACGUCAAACAUGGUGAAUGGGAAGGGGCCUGAAGGUCGCAUUUGAAGAUUCUGGAGUACAGCAGGUAGGCUGGGCUUUCCCCUGGGCAAUGGGAUGCAGCAUGAGCUGACUUGCAGUCAUGUGACUGUAAAUGUGUUCCGCUGGAACAAGUAGUGCUGACAUGGUUCAGAGUGUCUUCAGUUAUUGCUUCUUUUUCUCCUUUCUUGCUUGCAGCACAUGAUUGCUGAUUCAAGGACAAAAUAUGUUGAAAGUUUCUUUUAUACUCCUAAACAAUCAUAUAUUUGUAAGGAUUGUGGUCUUCCCCUGCCUAAGUAUUCAGGUCUUUUGAAUGCUUUUAGUAAUUUGCUGAUUACUGUAACUAGUUCUUCACAUGUGGCAGUCCAACUUGGUGUUUCGUGUAGGUGCUUCCAGUUGAGUGCUUGUAUGUUUUCUGGUAAAAAUGUGGAUGCAAACAAUAGCUUUAUGGUACUCUUUGAACAGAGGCAACUUGGAAGUUUACCAUGGAGCAUAUGCUGAGGUGUCAGCCAGGUCUCUCUGACCCAGCCUUUGUAGAAAGGGCUUUCACAGGUUUUCACUUGGCUCCCUGUGGAAACCAGGACAGUUCUCCUGUCUCCACCACAGUGAAUUUCCUGUUGGUUUUGCCUGUGCUGAGUCUGUUAGUGAAUUCUUCUGUCUUGCAUCAGCCUUAUCUUUGCCUUUGACUGUCUCAGAUUUUUGUUGGGAAAACUAUGUGAGUUCUCCCCAACUAUGUGAGUUGUAGUUGAUUUUGAUGUAGAUUACCUUAGUUGGAAAAUCAAAGCCAGCACAAACAGAAGGUUUGUAUUACUAAAAUCUGUCAUAAAUCAUGUUUGGAAGAUGUGCAUGUUUUGCACAGAUGUUUUUGGGGGAGGAUUUGUUCUCUGAAUGGAUUUUAUUAUCAUAUCCAGAGCUUUGAUAUAUGAAUGUUAUCUCUAGGUGCUUUCUGUUAAAUAUAUUGAAUACUGAUCUUUUAAAUCUGACAUAUCAAAACAGGCAUUGUUCAGGUACACCAAAGAACAAGUGGCCUUAUUGUGUAUAUCCACUGCUGUUCUAGCCCACAUUCCCUGAGAACUGCUGCCAUUGAGAUGGGAUGCUGGGCCUGGUGCUAAACCUUUCUGUGAUUGUAAUGCUUCCUAGGCUGCUCAGCUCCCUUGUGUCAGCAGCUGUGGGUGACUGUUUUAAGACUUAGCUGCCUUUUCAAAUAGUGAAACAUAGGGGCAGUGCUGGGAUAGAAACAGCCAUGGCAAGUAGGGAUUCAAAUGCCUUUGUACCUUUCAGAUUGGUUUGGAGCUGCCUGUUAAUUUUCCCCCAGGAAAACAAGGCAGUAGUUCAAACUGCAGCCCUGGAAUGAACUUAUGUUACUUCCCAAUAUCUAUUUCUUAGCCCCUCCUCCUGAGUCUGUGCUCUCCAGCCUCUGUCUGAGUCUCAGACACAUUAGCCAUUUCAGUUCCUUGUUCCAGUACUUGACAGGAAGCUGUCACAUAGAAAAGCAACCAGAGGCUGCUUCCUACACCAGAGCAAACUGGUGUAGGAAAUAUUUAGUACCUAAUGUGCAUUGGCUUCAGUGCCUGUCCUUUAAAGAGCAAAUUUUAACUAGGCCUUAAAUUAGUUAAACUAUGUUAAAUUUCUUGUAUUUCUUUCUUUGAAAUGGAAACAAUGUUUUCAGUUCUUCAUGUAAGAUUGAUCUGAGCAUUUCUCUGGGACAGAAGGGGAUUGGAAAUCAAAUGACAGAACGUGCAGUUACCAAUAAACAAGUAUUUUGUUACUUUAUUGUGUGCUACAGAUGCCUGCUUUUAUAAAUUGGUCAGUACUGUAUUUCACUAUAGAUGCACUGGUGAAUUUUAUGGUCUGAAAUGGGAAAAAUUGCAUGUAUGUUUUCAGGCCUUCUGUACAUGGGACUGUGCUCAGGAGCUGUGACAUCCAGCCCAAGGCUGCCCAUGAGACAGACACCUCUUAUCCCUGGGGAGGGGGGUAGUACAGUAGCAAGAGCUCAGCUUAAUGCCUUUUUGUGGGCAUCAUUCCAUGAUGUUCUGUUCCAUGCUGGGCUUCUGUUAUGUUCUUCAGCAAUAUUGUAAAUAGAAUAAAUAUUCAAAUAUUUUAAAUAGUUAAGGCUAUUUGUAGAAAAACAUAGUAAUUCCCCUUGAGCGAGGGAUAUUCUUUAUGUGGAGAAGUCAUACCCUCACUUGUGUGUUUCUAGUGAGUGCAUAAAACACCCUUCAUGUGCCAGACUGCCUUGGCUGACAGAGGAGGGAACUUCAGCUACUGAUAUUGUAAUUCUGGGUGAGCUGGACACAGUGGCCUCUCUGCCGGGAUGUUGUGUCUGUGGCAUUCAUCCCUGAACUUCCAGGCUGUGAUGCUCUCACAGCCUCUGGGCCAGCCCUCACUCCUGCAGUGACUUCUGUGUUUGGCCAUUUACAGUUCAGAACUCUCCUCUGAAGCAUGUACAGUUUGGGUGGGUAUUGGUAUUUUUACCAGUAUUG
Molecule: messenger RNA, 3434 nt
Organism: Melozone crissalis (California towhee)
Lineage: Eukaryota; Metazoa; Chordata; Aves; Passeriformes; Passerellidae
Gene: JPT2
Product: Jupiter microtubule associated homolog 2
Exons: 5
Coding region: 20-586 (188 amino acids)
Cellular component (GO): nucleus
Source: RefSeq, a predicted model, not a curated record